Messenger RNA from Morchella sextelata, 900 nucleotides. RefSeq lists its product as uncharacterized. Bases 1 to 900 code for a protein of 299 amino acids. The transcript has 3 exons. NCBI's taxonomy places the organism in Eukaryota, Fungi, Ascomycota, Pezizomycetes, Pezizales, Morchellaceae. The record is from RefSeq and is a predicted model, not a curated record.
AUGAUAAUCAAAGGAACGGACAAGAACCUUGGGCCUGUUAUCCUUUCAGGUGAUUGGUACAUAAGCGAAGUGGAGAAAUUUCUCACUGCCAGCCAAAACUACUGGAAAUUAGAAGUUGGUUGGGUAGAGAACCCUGGUCCCGCCUUAUUGUCUUACAACGAGGAUCACACGAUCAACGGAAGAUUCAAGUGGCUAGCCAAUACCAUCCAUGAAGUAAGGCGUGAUCUUACCGAUAUCAAACAAUGCCUUAUCGAUGUAGCUAUCAAGCAAGAAAAGGAAUACCUUGAGUGGUGGAACUUGCAAUUUGACAUCCCUCGAUUUCAUUCCGGUGCCGCUAAUGCAACACCAUGGAUCGUUCAAUCGGCCAAGGAUAUUGCGGUACUACUACGCAAGGCUAUUAUCCCUGACCGCCAGACCCGCCGUAAAAUGUUCGUUUGCAUAGGCGAUGUAGUUGCAAUAUACCCGAACAUCCCUGCAGAUGCAAACUCUAUCAUCGCUCUCAAAGGUUUAGCAAUGGAAGCUGCCUGCUCCCCUGAUAUCGUAAAUAUUUAUGCUGCGUACUACGAACAAAACGUUAAUUUUAACGUGCAAACAUUCGAGCAUGAUAAUCCAAUUAAAGUUUAUUGUCGCUAUAUCGACGAUCGUUUAGCUAUCAUCGAGGCUGACUCUGCGGAGCAUUGUUGGGCAAUUCUUGGUAAACAUAAUCUUGGAUCGGUACUCCGCACCGAAUGGUCUGUAAUUGGUGAAGGGGAGGGACCUAGUCCGUUCCUCGAUUUAGAAAUCGAUAUUCUUUCCAGUAGCACACUUGACUUUAAGCUUUACCGAAAAUCUUUGAACUAUUUUAUGCAUAUACCAUGGAAGAAAAAGUUAAGGUUGAGUCUCGUAGGAGCGCACGCUUGA